UUUCUACUUCAAAACAGAUUCACUUCCAAACAAACUGAACAUUGAUUUUGUCUAAGUGCCAUUCACACUCAGUCAACACUCAUUGAAUCACCUUCUCUCCUUCCUUCAUUCCUUCCUUCCCCCUGCUUCUUCCUACCUACUAUAUAGACAACAAAAACCCACCCAACCAGCAACCAGCUCCUCUCUUCUAAUCCACGCAACCACUACUGUCUCAAAGCCUUUUUCUUACGCGUUUUCUUUUCCACUCACCUGCUUUCUCACCAAAGACGCUCGAAAGAACUCUACUUUCCAACCUCACAAAUACCCUUCAAUUUCCAUUUCCAAUCUCACUACAGCUCACAAUGCGCUUCGCUUCAGUCAUUGCCGUGGCUGCUAUGGCCUCAGCGGCAGUCAUCACCCGACAGGCUGCUCCUGCCACGCCUGCCAAGGUUCUGAUCGGUGCUCCUGGCACGAUCGCAAUCGCCGACUACGACGGCAAGGAGUUCAAAGUUGUUGCCAACGACUCCCAGCCUGGCACUGGCCCCAGCUGGAUGGCAUUCAAAGAGCCAAACCUCAUCUACGCUGUAGAUGAGAACUCCAACAGCACUCGCCUGUUCAACUUCGACACGGCUACAAACGAGCUCAAACUCGUCCAGGCUGCUAACGGAUCGGCUGGUGUUGUCUCCCUCGAGUUCAACGCCGACAAGACCCGUCUCGUCGGCACCUCCUUUGGUCAGGGCACUGUAGACGUCUGGGAUAUCUCUGAGGCGAGCUCUCUCAAGCUCUUGAAGCAGAUCACUUUGGGUGGAACUCUCGGUCCCAACAAGGCUCGUCAGGACCAGUCUCGCGCACACCAGGCCGUUCUCGACCCCUCUGGCCGUUUCUUCGCCGUCAGCGACCUCGGCACCGACAGCAUUGUUAUCAUUGACUCCAAGGAUGAUGCGUACGAGAUCACGUCUCGCAACAGCGUCGGCACUGCUGGCUGCGGUCCCCGUCACGGCGCCUGGUACCCUCCUAAGGGCGACAAGGCCACGGCUUACAUCGUCGCCUGCGAGCUGACCAACACGCUCGAAGUCUUCUCCGUCUCGAACAACGGUUCCUCCAUCUCCCUCACUCGAACCCAGGAGAUAAGCACGUACGGUGCGGCCUUCCCUCCUGCCAAUGCCACCACCGCCGCGGCUGGCGAGAUCAUCGUCUCGGGUGACGGCAAGGACGUCUACGUCUCCAACCGCCUUACAGGCAACCAGACAGACUCGAUCUCCCACUUCAAGAUCACGCCAAAGGCAGCCCAGGGCGGCUCUCCGUGCAAGGCCACCAGUGGCGGCAUCGCACUCGAGUUCGUCGAGGCCAUCUCUUCCGGCGGCCAAAUCCCCCGCAUGUUCAGCCUGUCCAAGGAUGACAAGACGCUCUUCUCGACGAAUCAGCAGGGCGAGGGCGCCUUCGGCGUGUUGGCGCUCAACCGUGCCGCCGACGCAGGCAAGCUCACUGCUACCGCCGUCGCGUCGCUCCCCGUCACGAUCUUCGGCCCAGUGGGAUUCGGUCCCCAGUUCGUGCAGCAGAUUGUUUAGAGUCACUUGGCAAUGUACCCUGCCGGACACGAUCUCGUCUUUUUGUGUUUAGGGGACUGGGCCUGUUGAUUACGACCUCGGCUAUUUUAUUUGUCCUUUUUGGCGUCAAACAAGGCUGGAAGGGGCGUUGGAGGGCGGAAAACAUGAAGUGGCUGGUACAGGCAUGAACCGCUUGCUUUUACUCGGUUUCUGGUUGCGAAGAUACCAUGGUUUGUUUGAAGAUGGUCAGCCUCACCAAUUAUGAGGUUCAAUGAAAAAUUUCUCCAGCAACUUGUGCCAUUUGUUCCUUGUUCUUCGUGAUGAAUGUAAAUGCGGAAAGAAGCGAGGAUGAGGAUGAUGAAGAUGCAACGUGAGCAGAAAACGGAGACCAGUCGUCCAGUUUAAACUCCCGUCGGCGAGUAAGCCGCCGGGUCCGGUAAUGGGUGCCCACUGUAACGUAGCGAGGUGCUGUCGCGCUACGACCUUCGUAGCGUCGCUAAUCGGAUAG
This is a messenger RNA of Colletotrichum destructivum, 2034 nucleotides long. Its product is annotated as Putative cytochrome cd1-nitrite reductase-like, hem d1 domain superfamily. Lineage: Eukaryota; Fungi; Ascomycota; Sordariomycetes; Glomerellales; Glomerellaceae. The record is from RefSeq and is a predicted model, not a curated record. The coding region runs from base 342 to 1547 and encodes 401 amino acids. Gene Ontology annotation, molecular function: protein binding; 6-phosphogluconolactonase activity. The transcript is spliced from 3 exons.